Molecule: messenger RNA, 2503 nt
Organism: Pieris brassicae (large cabbage white)
Lineage: Eukaryota; Metazoa; Arthropoda; Insecta; Lepidoptera; Pieridae
Product: adenylate kinase 7-like
Exons: 16
Coding region: 38-2482 (814 amino acids)
Biological process (GO): nucleobase-containing compound metabolic process
Cellular component (GO): cytoplasm
Molecular function (GO): ATP binding; AMP kinase activity
Source: RefSeq, a predicted model, not a curated record
UAUCUAAUACUUCAAUAUACAAAAAAUAUUCUGCAACAUGAAGAAAUCUAUGGAAAAACUGUCUUCAGAUAAAUCGCUUUCUGAGGCCGAUGUUUUGUUUUCAUUUAAGCGUUAUUUUAUUAACAAUGUCGAUUCAUAUCAUGGCGAAAGUAUAUUAAAGGAAGUAUCUAAAAUAUUAGAGAAAAAUGCAACAGAGUCUGUCAAACAGUCUUCGCAGACAAUGGUGCUUGGUGAAGAUGCAGUAGAUAUGGGUCCGGCCCCGCCACCAGAACAACCAUAUGAAAUUUUCGGUACCGUCACCGAUUCUAAAAUAAAAUCUAUUGACAACGUUGCUCGGAUAGUGCCUAAGGCAGAGUGUUUGUCGUCCAUGUUGACAUGUGGAACGCUUGUUUUGGACAUAAGCUAUGAUAGAAACGAGCUAUCGACAGUCUUGGACUAUUUAAAACUUUUAAAGGAUUUAUUAGAGAAACAGUCUGGCCAAAUAGUAUCUACAGAUGACGAUGGUGGGGCAGGCGAGUCUAAGAAACGAUAUCUCAUACUCGUAUCUACUGUUAUGACUUGGGGUGUUACAAAACCACUCGACCCGGAGACCCCUGACAUGCCGUUUAUCGAGUCAGACUUUAGAAAACGGAAGCCACAUCCAAGUUAUAAGAUGCACUAUGAUGUCGAAAACGAAGUUGUGUCAAUCGCUAGAAAAUAUAGGACGCAUAUUGGUGCUAUUGUUAUCGGAGCUGGCUUGACGUAUGGCGGUACGGAGGAUGUGCUUUUCUAUUGGUUUCAAAAGGCUUGGGAGUGCGAACCGUUUUUACCGAUACUGGGACGAGGCUAUAACGUAAUACCUCUCAUCAAUGUACUGGAUUUAGCUCAAAUAAUUUAUAACCUGAUAAGUGAUUUUCCAAAGAAGUUAUAUAUGUUGGCUGUUGAACAAAACGUUACUAAACAAAGAGAGAUAAUAAAACCUUUGGGCCGAAUAGUUGGAUCGGGCAUGUUUAAAUGUAUUCCACCGGAAGACGCCUUUCUGAUACCGGAAAUUGACCAACGGAUAUAUGACUUGAUGACGCUCAAUUUGAAUAUGGAACCCACGUUCGUUGUUGAAACAAUGGCCUUGCAAUGGACCUCGGAGAUGAGCUUCGGCGAGAAUGUGCCUGCGCUCAUCAAACAGUUUAAAAAGGAGAGAGGGCUCAAACCUUUUAAGGUGAUCGUUUACGGGCCUCCUAUUAUAGGAAAAACUACGUUGUCGAAACUUAUAUGUGAAGCUUAUGGAUUGAUCUAUAUUUCACCAGACACGGUGGUGGACGAUAUAAUAAAUGACUUGACAUGGCGUAUAAAACACUGGGAAAGUGGGGAAACGGCUGGUCUGCCAAUGCCCACUGGUGAAGAGGAAGAUGCUACACCGCCUGAUGAUGAAGACGAUGGCGGUGAAGAGGAAGCGAUUCAGGAGAAUGCUCGUCAAACACUUGCUAUGCUGCAGUCAGGUCGAGCCCUCACCGAUGAGGAAUUACUAGGAUAUUUGCGUCAAAGAAUGCUUAACCGCGAAGCCAUUAACAGAGGCUGGGUUCUCGAUGGAUUUCCAACAACGAUAACACAGUGCUCAAUGCUGUUUGACAAGGGUGACGAGCAAGAUUCUGAAGCUGGUGAGGAAACAGAGGAAGAGCCGUUUGAUGAGGAUCUGGAUUUAUUCAGCAAUAUACUGAAAAAGCUAUUGCCAGAUAUCGUAGUGUCGUUAGAAGCAAGUGACGACUUUAUCUGUGAUAAGGCCAUGCGCCAACCGGACUGUGACUCACGGCUAGACGAGGAGACCGUCUUGAAACGACUCAGUGAAUUCAGGCUUAAUGACGGUCGUGACGUCACUCCUCUGAACUUCUUUGAUGAGCUUGAUAUACAUCCGUUGGUGGUUCCCGUAAAGGAACAUUCAGAUUACGGUAUGAAGGGGACGUAUGCGGCGGUCGCUUUGAGAAUGGGACGGCCUUGCCGGUAUGGGAAGCUUAUUGCUUUGAUCGAAGCCGCUGAAAAGAAAGAGAAGAUCGAAUGUGAGACCCUUCGAUCUCAGGAGGCAAAGGCUUUGAAGGAGCUCGAAAAGAAAUUGCAAGAAGAACAUGAAGACAAAAUGGAGUAUUGGUCGGAGUUAUACAUCCUGAUGCAAGAAGAAGAAGAGGCAGCAUUGGCUGCAGCCAGCGAACCCAUGCGCAAUUAUCUCAUCAACCAUAUUUUUCCUACCCUCACUCCUGCCUUACUCGAAGUCGCCAAACUGAGACCUGAUGAUCCUAUUGAUUUCUUGGCAGAGUAUUUAUUCAAGUUGAACCCAACUGGCAAGAUGUUAGAGCCAGGUUACAAUUUACAAGCCGAGAAGUUACUUGGCAAGAUUAAGAUCUUGGACGAUGCGUUGAAAGAUCUAGAUAUCAACAUAGAUCCAUUACUUCCGCCGGAAGCCGCUGUCGACGAUACAAAAACUAAGAAUAUAAACAGUAUGAGUGCUUUGUAAGAAAUGAGAAAAUAUACUGAA